Molecule: messenger RNA, 1365 nt
Organism: Symbiodinium necroappetens
Lineage: Eukaryota; Dinophyceae; Suessiales; Symbiodiniaceae
Source: the annotation of a GenBank genome assembly
GACUCCUAUGACAAUUUCUUGAGCCACGCCUGGGCGAGCUCCGGAUGGCUGAAGUAUCUGUCCCUGCUCAUCCUGUUCAACGCCCGGGCCGCAAUGGUGUCUACGAUCCUAAUUUCCGUUCUGAUUGGCGUGCUUCGCAUGAUGGCCAUCCUGCCGAACAUGGUGUGGACACAGCUUCCGUGCUAUGUAAUCUAUUUUUCGACGCUCGCUAUGUGGCAGCGGAUACGUGAUAUUUUCAGAUCGCCUCGCAUCGUCUUCCUUGACCGUCUCUGCAUCCCACAAGAUGACGAGGAGAAGAAAUCUGAAUGUAUUCGCGGGCUUGCUGGUUACCUGGAUCGAGCACACACCUUGACCGUCUUAUGGUCGAAUGAGUACUUUGGCCGGCUCUGGUGCGUGUUUGAGCUGGCCACUUUUCUCCGGAAUCGGCGCAGCCGGCCCAUCCAGCUUCUGCCAGUGGAGAUGUCCAUGCUUGCCUUUUUGAUAGGUCUCUGCUACAGCAUGGUAAAUCUGGCCUACCGGACCAUCAUGGAGGCCCGCAACAUGACCUUCGCUGGGAGCCUCAAAACAACCCCCUGGCUGGCCACCCUCAGGGCCUCUGGCUGGCUGGCACUGAUUGGCGUGCCGGUGAUUCCGUUUUACAUAUAUCUCGGCCUGGACUUCAUGAUGAAACUUCGACUCCUACCGACGCAGCUUCGCACUUUCGAUGCUCGGAAGGCUAGCUGCUACUGCUGCACGACGAAAACUCCCAUCUUUUGCGACCGGAAGCUGAUUAUGGAAAAGCUAGCGGAGUGGUAUGGCGACCCCGAAGACUGCGAAGACACGGAUAUGGAGAUCGAUGGAGCGAUUGAGCAGUUCAACCACUUGGUGCGCAAGGAGCUCGCCGACGUUUUCCUUGAGAUGAUGUCCGGCCGCGAUGUUCUGUGGCAAUACAUAUACCUCUUGAUCGGCAUGAACUGUCCGGUCUGCACCUAUCUCCUGGGAGACAUGGGCUUCCCCCCGGACUCGAUGGAAGGCUGGGCCCUGCAUUCCUGGAGAGCCAGAGAGUGCACCAGCUUCGUCCACCUCUUCUUGCAAAUAUUUGCAGCGGUGCAGAUUUUCUCGACAGUGUGGACUCUUGGGGCGAUAUAUCUCAAAGAUCAUCAUCGGUUCAUGGCUGCUUUGAUAUUGACCCCCAUUCUGAUUGUCUUGGCGGUGGGGCUAUUCUACUAUCCGUUCCGGCUCUGUUUGGAACUCUCCGUUGACGGCAGCCUGCCACUGCCAUUGACAGCCGUGUCUCGACACGCUCUAGUUGAAGGUGCUGGGAUCGCCAUAAAGCAAGACGGCUCAGGCCACAACAGUUUCACCGUACACGUGCUUGCAUUUUGA